Messenger RNA from Cooperia oncophora, 537 nucleotides. Lineage: Eukaryota; Metazoa; Nematoda; Chromadorea; Rhabditida; Trichostrongylidae. The record is from the annotation of a GenBank genome assembly.
AUGGAAGACAAGGAGAUCCAGCUCAGUCCUCUAUUUGUGUCCGUUUUCGGAAAAAUCUUCUUUGCAUACUGGUUAAUCACGGUGCCCUUCUACAUUAUGCUAGUAGUCUUCAUGAUUCAUGCUCAAGUUAAGAAGGCCCCCAACUUAACGAGUUCGUUCUAUACGUUGUGCAUAACGACAGGAAUCAUCGAUAUUGUAACCCUUCUCAACAAUUAUUUUGGAGCAGUAUUACCGCGAUGGGGAUGGAUUGCAAGUGUUUAUUCCUCCCUUGGCCUGCCAUACGCGUACGUUUACCUCAUCAUAGCUUGGUCCACUGGUACUAUGCAAGCAACAUCGACGUCAUUAUUGGCUCUCAAUCGUCUCUCAGCGGUUCUCUUUCCUUAUCGAUAUGAUCAGAUGUGGUCAGGUCUACGUCUAAAGCUGGCCGUUGCCAUUCAGAUUAUGCCGGGCUUCAUCGCUUCAUUGCACCUCCUCACUACUAAGGUAUCACUGACGCCCACUGGGAGUAGAGGUGUAGUGGUUCACAUAACCAAGUAA